UCCACCAAUCCCGGGGCGCGUGUCUGCGGAGUCCAGGGCGCAGCGGAAGGCUGCGGCGCCACUGAAUGAACUGAUGAGAGCGAGUUCUCAGCUUGCCCGGGAGGGGAGCGGAGCGAGGGUCCCGGCGGGCACAGCAGAGGAGCCGGGGGCGGGCUAGCGGUCCCGGGCCGCGGUGGAAAUUUCCAAGGACUUGGCGCGGCGGCGGCGGGGAGAGCACGUCUGGGGGGGUGCCCGGCACCGCGGCGGCGCAGGAGGCGGGGAAAGGGCGGUGCAGGGCGCAGGAGCAUCUUUCUUUCUGGAAGGGACACAGCGGGUCAGAUGUCCCAGAGCCAGCCGCACCUCUUCCAGGACCCCAGCCUAGGGCGCCUGUGAUGUUGCAGUAAGGGCGGUAGCAGCUGGACUCGCACCUUUCACCCAGACCCCUCCGGCGCCUGCCUCUUCAGGGAAAAGCGACCAUGGCUCGUGACUUGCCUGGAGGCCACUUCCCCUAGCAAGAAAUCCGUGGGAAAAGUUGCAUUGGCGAAGAUCCUUGUAGCUGACCUCUGGGGCCGUGGUGGGGGUUCCCAAGCCUUGCUUGAGUGCCGGUGUGUGCGAGGAAGCCAAAGGUGUGUGCAUGGGGGGCCGGCCGCGGGGGCACCCACCCCUGCCACUUAGCCUGGCAUUGUACUGAGGCUCCCACCACCGACCCUGGGACGCUGAGGCUGUGAUGAGCCCCUGCGGGCGGGCCCGGCGACACACGUCCAGAGGGGCCAUGGCCAUGCUGGCAUGGAAGUUCCCGCGUACCCGGCUACCGGUGGGAGCCAGUGCCCUGUGUGUGGUGGUCCUCUGUUGGCUCUACGUCUUCCCUGUCUACCGGCUACCCAACGAGAAGGAGAUCGUACAAGGGGUGCUGGCACAGCGCACGGCUUGGAGGAGGAACCAGACGGCUGCCAGGCUCUUCAGGAAACACAUGGAAGACUGCUGCGAUCCUGCCCAUCUCUUUGCCAUGACCAAGACGAACUCCCCCAUGGGGAAGAGCCUGUGGUACGACGGGGAGUUUCUGUAUUCGUUCACCAUCGAUAAUUCCACCUACUCCCUCUUCCCCCAGGGAACCCCCUUCCAGCUGCCAUUGAAGAAAUGUGCGGUGGUGGGAAACGGCGGGAUUCUGAAGAUGAGCGGCUGUGGCCGUCAAAUAGAUGAAGCGGAUUUUGUCAUGAGAUGCAAUCUCCCUCCUUUGUCAAGUGAGUACACCAGGGAUGUCGGCUCCAAAACUCAGUUGGUGACAGCUAAUCCCAGCAUAAUUCGGCAGAGGUUUCAAAACCUGCUAUGGUCCAGAAAGAUGUUUGUGGACAACAUGAAGAUUUAUAACCACAGUUACAUCUACAUGCCUGCUUUCUCUAUGAAGACAGGAACAGAGCCCUCUCUCCGUGUAUAUUACACGCUGAAAGACGUCGGGGCCAAUCAAGCAGUGCUUUUUGCCAACCCCAACUUUCUGCGGAGCAUUGGAAAGUUCUGGAAGAGUAGGGGGAUCCAUGCCAAGCGCCUGUCUACAGGACUCUUCCUGGUGAGCGCAGCCCUGGGCCUUUGUGAGGAGGUGGCCAUCUAUGGCUUCUGGCCCUUCUCUGUGAAUAUGCACGAGGAGCCCAUUAGUCACCACUACUACGACAAUGUCCUGCCCUACUCAGGCUUCCAUGCCAUGCCUGAGGAAUUUCUCCAGCUCUGGUACCUUCAUAAAAUUGGUGCCCUGAGGAUGCAGCUAGAUCCAUGUGAGGAGCCAUCGCUCCAGCCCACUUCCUAGGGACCGUAAAAGAAGAAAGGGCUAGGUUGGGUAUUUUUUGCUAGGUUUUCUACGUGACUCCCAAAAGGAACAACCAAAGUGUGUCAUGGAUUGACAUGAUAGGAAACAAACAAAACCCGAGCAGAACUUUGCUUUUGAUGUUGGCUUGGAGAACAAUGAGAAAUAGAACGUUGUGGAGGAACAUUUUAUAGAAGGUUGUGGAUUUGCAACUGGGAACAACACCAAGAAGAUGACGCUGGCAGAGCAUCUGAGUGGUUCAGAUCUAGAAGAUGCAGUUCAAGGACCAGAUGAACUCUAAUGAUUGCUAAGGCCGAGGGGCUCAUCAUGGAAGCAUGUGAGAGAUGCUGGGGUAUUCCUGAGUGCCAAUGUGCACCGGCAUCGUAGUCGUUUUAAAAGACCCGUCUUAUUGAGACUGUCAUUAGAAAUGUAGAUUUUAAAAAAUUAUUAUUUAUUUUUGCCCUGUUCGGGGCUAUGGGUGGGUGAGUGGGUAGACUUACAAAAUUCUUCCUGCUGAUUUUUGUGAUUUGUUAAAAACAAGUCUAUGUUGACUAUCGUCCCUCCACUUAGCACAGUUUUAAAUAAGACUUGCUUCUUGCCUCUUUGGUUAAGUCUACUUAGCAUGAGUCUCUGUUGAAUUUAGACUGUGUCGCUUCAUAGUCUAGAUAACAUGAGAUGCUUCCUCUCCUCAGAUGUUGAGAGGGAAACUCAAUUUUAGGUCCCCAUUACAUCAGCCCAUUGGCUCUCUUGCUGUUACUUUCACAAAGUCACUCUGCACACAAGUACAUUAUUUACUUGUAUAGUGGCAAAAGUGUCCUCAUUUAAAGACAGGUGAAGUAGCUCCCAGAGAGUAAGAACUUAGUCUCUGAGGCAGAUAGACCAGAAGGCAGGGGGCCCUCUUCUCUUUGACAUGAGUAUUUCCCAUCAAGAUAACUUGUGUGUGUGUGUGUGUGUACAUGUGAAUAUUUCCUCUCAAGAUAAUGUGUGUAUGUACACAUGAAUAUAGACACACAUACUCUGACACACUGUACAAAGUCAUCAAAGAUGAUUCUCAUGGAGCUGUCAAACCUGAGUGUGCAUGGCCUGGUGUUUGUAGCCAGUGUUGGAGAACUACAGGGAUACAGUGUGGAAUCUUCCAUGAGGUUGUAAGCUGAGCUGGCGUAGCAGUUUCUCUCAGUUUGCAUGCCAGCGCGGGGUGCAAGGUGUACCCUCAGAUACGUAAUCCAGAAUGGUAACUGCUCUCUUAUUCACCCUGGCCCCCACCCAAAUCUCAGGAAUAGGCCUUGUGCUGAGCAUAGUGACAAGUGACAUGACUCUUGCAAGUGGGCAGGUAGGAAUCACUAGCUGUGCAUUUCCUUAGUGUCAGUUGGGGAUGCUUGGGGAGGCAUGGUAUGGCAGCUUUGACACAGCAGGGGAGCUCUAUUCUAAGGCCAAAUGUGUUCACUGUAGGAACGGGGACAAGCAGGGACAUGCUGUGUGGUCUUUGUGCUCUGAGGUAUGUUAGGCUCCACGGAGAUGUGAAGACUCAUGUUUAUUGUUUCAAGUGUUGUCAUGGUGUAGGUAAAGUUGACCCACAAGCUCUACUUCACCUUGAAGGAAGAAAUUAGUAUAUUGACCAUGUCUAUGAAAACGGGUCUCUAAAAAGAAGGCUAGCUUGCAAGACAUCGAAGUUAUUGAACAGUUGCACAUUUGAGGGUAGGGAAUUUCCAAAUGUGAUCAAAUAUCCAGGAUACUCCAGAAAUUAGUUGUGCUGGUGUUUAUAGGAUGAAGAGAAUUAAGUUCUCCACUGUGCAGGGCUGGCUUAGUAUUUCCAUCUUGUACGACAGGCAGCACAAGAUAUCAGGAAGGCAGUGUGAGCUGUGUUAGUCAUGUCUGUGCAACCCUGAAUAUAAUCCCUGUUUUGAGCAACUGGUAUUUAAUAAUUACCUAAGAAAGGAUGCAUUUUUACUGGUAGACUUCAUUAAAAGUGUAACAGGCCGAAGGAAGCAACAUACACAAAGAUUACUUAAAUAUGCAUUCAAAUGAGUGCACUAAUUGGUCAAAACCUAAACAAGAAGCUCAUAAAAUCCACGUAUCACAGUUCACUGAGAAUGCUAUCUGGGAGUUUGAGCUCUCGCUACCGUUCUUGGAGCAGGGCGGUGUAAUAGAUUUGUGUGUUAGUCUAUACAACUGUAAAGCUACUCUACGUAGCAUCUGAAUUGUAGAAGAGAAAUGGUCAACACUGUCAGUUAGACCUGUGAUGAUUGCCAUUCCCUCUCAGGUGCCAUGAGCCAACACCCGAGGACGUUCUCAUUGUUAUAGCCAAGAAUCCUAGCUGUUUGUUGUAGGGAACAGCCAUGGAUGAUGGCCCAGCAGCACCAAGCCAUUUGCCACAGAGAAUGACCCAGAGAAAUGGCAGUAGUGUGAAAAUUGAGAAACCACAAGUUAGAAAAAACGAAAAGUUUGACUGCUCAUGCUAUCGGCCCUUUAAGACACAGGGGUAGUGUCCAUGUCAUGAACAUCAUCACUGCAACCUUUCAUUAUUUUAUAGAGACAAUUUAUAGGUAUGUCAUAUAUGUACCUUUUUGUGUUUGAUUAUAUGAUGUAGCUAAGCAAAAGGCAGGAGUAUGUGUGUAUGUGUGCAUGUGAGUGUGCGUGUCUGUGUGUGUAUAGUUCUGUGUGUGCGUUUAACAUUAUUUUUAGUAAAAAUAUGUAUUUCUAUAAAGAAACCUUUAAGUGUACGUAAGUGUGCAUGCAUGGCAGCAUGCAUGUGAGAGGGAGACAGAGAGACAGACCAACAGACAGACAGACAGACAGAGACAGAGAGAAUGAGACAGAGAUGUAGACAGAUAGACAGAUGUUCAGGUAAUGCCCUUUAUGUUUCUUUGCUGGGAGGCCAGUCAUCUAUAGUUUUAAUUUCUGUUUGAAAAAUACCAACUUUGUGGAACUUUUUGCUGGAAAACCCUUGUAAGGAGGCAUAUAAUGAGAAACUCUGUCACCAGUGUCCUGAGGGGUCUUCAUCUUACGUGCUCCAGUGUUCUGAGGGCCCCAUGGCAGAAUCUGGUCAUCUUGACCCGCUUGCAGCCCUGCUUAUGAUCAUGAGGACUAGAAUUCUAUUCUCUGUGUACACGGAUAAACCUUUGGAGACCCUGAAGCUAGGGAGAGAGCAAAUAUCCCACAGUUCCUGGGUUGUGUCUUUGAAACCACGGACCUCUGAAGUCCAGAGUCCACAUUCAGUGUAUAAACUAAAUGUGAGGCCACAGGAUUUAGUCUCAGCCUUAUACAAUUUCUGUUUUAUAAGUGUGAGAGUCUUAAAGUUACAGAUAUCACACACACACACACACACACACACACACGAAUAUGAAUAGUAUCUGCCUUAUUCACAGCCUUAAUGUGCCAUUUAACGUUUUCACAUACAUCCCAGAGAUGAAUGAUUGACACGUGAGAAUGAGUGGAAAGGUCGUUAUGGCACAAAAGAGGAAUUAUACUUCAUGGUUACUCAUCUACCUAUGGCUGACUGUCAGUCUCACUUCUGUGUUAAAAAGCCUUCCUGGGUUUUGCUUUUCAGUUGAAGGUGUUGGGAUUCAGUCAAUGAUGCAAAGUUGUCCAAGAGUUUUAUGGUGUAAUAUCUGAAUAUAAUGAGUGUGUUUCAUCUUGCUUCUGUGUAAUUCAACUCCCUCCAGGUAGCUGUCACUUUCAAGUGUAUGUUUCAUGCAAUAACAGUAAACACCAAGAGAUGUGACUUAGUCCAAAACAAAAAAAAACUGGACUCAUGGAAUUCCGGAUCCCUCUUUACAGAGAUAGAAAGAAAAAAUGCAGUAGAGAAAAAGAUGUAACCAAAAUGAAAACUAAGUGAUUAUUUCCCCACUGCAAAUGAUCUAUUGGGAAGGGUCUCAGCCUCAGAAGGCAGCUCAGCAGACAGGAAGGAAUGGAUUGUUGUCUUAGAACGCAGUUGCAAGAAUGGAAUGGCUUCAAGAUAGCAGAAAGGAAAUAUGUUGCCAUGCCAUCGUUAGGGUUAGGAUGAAAAGAUGGGCCAUGAGCAUGGGUUGUGGGGCUGUUGUGGGGAAGAUGUGAGGCUGGUACCUGUCUUUUAGUGUGGAUCUCGGGAGUCUUGGAGACCCCAGGUUCCUGCCCACUCCAGGCCGUGCUCUCCUGGGUGCUUGAGUUUGGUGAAGCAACCAUCUACACAUCCCUCUGUUACCUGCCUUUUGAUUCAUACUCUGAAGGUGAGCUAUAGUUUACCUCUCCUGUCAAGACGAUGCAGCAAUGGCGGCAUAUUCCACCCUGAUGUUGACCGGUGGACGUGGUCAUCACACACUGCACAAAGCAAGAGUUAGUGUUAGCUUCCUGUCCUUACAAUGAUUCCCAAGAGAGGCGAUGGCAGCUUAGAUUCAUUAUCCUUCAUGUUUUAGUUCAAUCCCUCUCCCUCCCUCCUUCCUAAUUUUAUUUAUGGAAAAUAGGAAAGUAACUGAUUUGGUAAUGUUGGGGAGCGGCAGAGGGUGCCUUAACUUUUCCUGGCUUGGCUCCCCACUUACGUAUUCCCGUCAUGUGUUUUGUUGCUUUGUAGAUGUUUCCAUGUCUGUCCAACUUGUACCUUCAUCAUCAGCAAGGACCCUUUUAAAUGUAGCAAAUGGGACUGUUUUAUAGAAAGUUGUGAUAGCAUAUAGGCCUUGGAGAAAGUCUGAUAAUGGUGUGUAAAUAUCCUUUGCUCAGUUAUGGGACGUUUUUCCUAAGGUCUGUUAGGUGAUAACUACAGGAAGAUUCCUAAAGUUAAGAACGUUUUUCCAGAAAACUCCAGUGUUCAUGGAAGCAAGGAACCAACAUAUUUCUGUUUUACAUUCUGUCCUUAGCACUGACAGGCUUCUCUCUCCACAGUGAUGGCUGCUGUGGUGCACCACGGAGACAUUACACAUGAGAAGGGGAGAGAAAACACAUACAGCACACUAUUCUGAAGCCUGCUUCAUCUUUUAAAACAAAUUCUAUAAUAUUACCAGACUUAUAGUGACUGUGCAGCACAGUUUGAUCUGCAUAAUACUGGGGGAAUAUUUUUACCUUUAGCCUCUGUCAUUGCUCAUUCUAGAUGGUUCCACAUGUACGCAAGCUGUUUUAUCGUUGUGUAUUUUCAGAGGUUGGGUAAGAGUAAAAAUAGGAAAUCUUAAAUAUCCUUUCUCAUGUAUUAUCUACUAGUCCAUGGAUAUAAUAAUGCUGGGGAAAUUUUUUUAAAUCAGACUAUAGAAUUGAAGUCACCUUUGAAGUGUUUACAGAGUGGCUCCCUCCUAUUAAAGCCAAAUUUGAUGAUUGACAGGAAGUAUGGGGUAACCCAACGCUCUUCAUCAUUCCUUUCUUUUUUAAGAAUUUCAUACAAAAUGUAGCAGGUAAGAAAAAGGGUUUAGUUGGUACUUUUUUAUGAUGUAACUUGGGAAAAAAAAACAACAACAAGAAACGGUGCCUGUCUGUUGGCUAAGAUGAAGCAGAGUCACUGGGGAAGCGUCUUUUCUUUGGUGUGUUCCUGAACCGUGGCUGGCAGUGAGAAGAUGAACCAAGUCUCAGUUUCUCUACCUCCCCUCCUUGGAGAACAUUUGGAAAUGUACCCUGUGAAUAAAAUGGGUUUCUUUUCGA
Molecule: messenger RNA, 7372 nt
Organism: Mesocricetus auratus (golden hamster)
Lineage: Eukaryota; Metazoa; Chordata; Mammalia; Rodentia; Cricetidae
Gene: St8sia1
Product: ST8 alpha-N-acetyl-neuraminide alpha-2,8-sialyltransferase 1
Exons: 5
Coding region: 707-1777 (356 amino acids)
Biological process (GO): N-glycan processing; oligosaccharide metabolic process
Molecular function (GO): alpha-N-acetylneuraminate alpha-2,8-sialyltransferase activity
Source: RefSeq, a predicted model, not a curated record